Lingula anatina is the source of this 2321-nucleotide messenger RNA. RefSeq names its product dnaJ homolog subfamily C member 1. Lineage: Eukaryota; Metazoa; Brachiopoda; Lingulata; Lingulida; Lingulidae. The record is from RefSeq and is a predicted model, not a curated record. Gene Ontology annotation, cellular component: endomembrane system.
AUUAAGACAAAAUAUCACGCGGAAAUACAUUAUGGCCGGCAGAACCCACGUCAAACGCUACAUCUGUGUUAUUUUCUUGGUUUUACUCUGUUUGUCAUAUGUUAUUGCUUGGGACAAUGAAGAUUUAGAGGUUUUUGACGCAGUUGAAGAAGUGAAUGAAAAUUUCUAUGAACUCCUUGGUGUAGACCAGACUGCUACAGCAGGUGACAUAAGAAGAGCUUACAGAAGGUUAUCCCUUACUCUCCAUCCUGAUAGGAAUAAAGAAGAUGAUGCUGAGAUCAAGUUUAGACAGCUGGUUUCUGUUUACGAAAUCCUUAAAGAUGAGGAGAAAAGAAAGAAGUAUGAUGAAGUUCUGGUUAAUGGACUACCAGAUUGGAGGAUGCCAGUUUAUUACUACAGGAAAGUCCGUAAGAUGGGACUGGCUGAAAUGACUGUCCUUCUUCUGGUUAUUUUCACCAUCGGUCAGUUCUUAGUCUCCUGGGCUGUGUACCUGGAGAAGAAAUUUGAAGUGGAAGAAGUUUUGACAUCAAGAUUCAAGAAAGAAAAGAGAGGCAAAAAGGCCAGAUUAAAAGCUGAAAGUGAGCUUGAUGCUGUGGAUCAAAUGAUACAAGAGGAGCUGGAGUCUAUACCCAGACCCAAACUGCAGGAUUUAUUUAUAUUAAGGUUUCCAGUGGUGUGUGUCAAAACAGUUAUUGCCAGUCCCCAGCUGGUUUGUCUUAUCAAGGAGAAGUGGGAAGAGCGCCAGGCCAUGGAGAGGGCAAAGGAGAAAGAGAGAGAAGAGGAGGAGGAAAUGAAAGCUGCGGAACCAACAAGAAAACCAAAGAAGCGCCAAAAGAUAGAACUGCCAGAGUACACGGCUCCCGAGACUGACACUGUUCCUGUUGUAUAUGGUGUGAAUAGCACUGGAGAAGACAAAACAGAAGAGAAGAAGAAUUCUAAUUUAAAGACUGGUGAGUGGACAGCAGAUGACCUGUCCAUUCUGGCCAAAGCUGUGUCCAAGUUCCCCAGCGGGACACAGGAGAGGUGGGAGAAAAUAGCCGAGUUUGUUGGACGUUCCACUCCUGAUGUAAUCAGCAAGGCUAAACAGCUUAAUACUCAGUCUUUGGCAGGGUCUGCCUUAGUAGAUGACAGCAGUGUCAUAGGGAGCAGAAAGCAUGCAGUCAUCAGUGACACAACCAUUAGCAGACGGCAGGAAGCAGACGACGGUGUGUCAGCUGAAACAAACAAAGUGCGACGCAGAAAUAAACAAACAAAAUCUUCAGAAAGGACGUUGCUUAUUUCUGAAGUUGAACCCAGUCAAAAAACUAAAAAUGAAACCGAGAAGGAAAAUUUAAAAUCUGAUCAAAAUGUUCCCACCCAAGCGGGUGAUGGGAGCCAAAAGGAAUCAGUUCAGUUUUGGAGCCAGACACAGCAGAAAGUGUUGGAGUGGGCACUGGCGCAGUAUCCUAGAGGAACAGCAGAGAGAUGGGAGAAAAUAGCCGAGCAUGUGCCAGAUAAAGAUAAGGAUGACUGUGUUGCCAGAGUCAAAUACAUCAGUGACAUGAUAAAAAAGAAAAAACAAGCUGCCAGCUGACAACAAAGAGAGCAGCCCAGUACAUAUAAAGGACUCAGUCAGAUUACUUACUAUAUUGUUUAGAUCUGAGAUAACAUAUGUCAUGAAAUGAUGAGAAGAUACAAUACUGUGUAGAAAACCACUAAAUCUUACAUUUCAUAGGUGCUUUGUUUCAAGUCUAAAAUAACUUAGAGAGAGUUUACCUGGUAGUGUUACUGCCAGUCGAUGACUAUUGCAUGAAUAUUAUCUGCAUAUUGUUUUAUCCUGGUCACACUUGUUGAAAUCCAUUAUUAUUUAUUUGUGUUUUUAUUUAUUAUUUUUAAUUUUUUUUAAUGGAUAUGUUCACAAACCACACCGAUACAUUGUCUUUUACAUUCAAUUAUAAGUCGGGUGUCUUGUAAAAUUUCACCCGCUGGUGAACAAAGACGAAGUCAAAUUAUACCAUUUAAAUUAUACCAUAGAAAAAGACUAAAAAAAUGAACAACAGUGAUAUAUUGCUGCUGGUGACAUCUAUAGGUCAUUUGCCACGCCUCGUCCGUUUUUCGCAAGAUAUUCACGUAGGCGACGACUGUAGACGACGGUGCUUUCAGAUUGUUUUAUAUGUUGUCAAAAGUUCUUAAUUCAACUUUCAGUGCAAUGAGACUUCCAAAAAGAUCAAACUCAUAGUUUUAUUGAAUGCUGGUCAUCGUGAAGUAUUGUAAGAACGGUGCAUGUAAGCAAUAAAGAUGGAGAUUUUAAACUUACUAGAAAAUAAAAUUUUAAUAGGAUA